AUGCACCCAGAGUUGAAAAACACCUGGACUCCUGCAGUCAAUGUCUUGACAUGGUUCAUGUUGGUGACGGCUAUUCUGAGCGUCUUGACUCGUCUGGGGACAAAAUACUUCAUUUUCCGCAAGUGGACAUUUGACGAUGGUCUUGCCACUACGUCGAUGGUGUUCUGCAUCGCACAGUCAAUUGCUGUCUCGAAGGCAGCGGAGAAUGGACUUGGACAGCACCGUGACAUGCUAUCCGAUGUCAAAAUUGAAAGCAUCAUGAAGGCUGAAUACGCCGCAACCAUUCUUUUCAUUGCCAGCAUUUGCUUCUCUAAACUGUCGCUCCUGGUCUUCAUUCGCAACUUGACUCCCGCAGCCUUGGAUCGCCGUUUUGCGCUUGUGUUGGGAAUAUCGAUCGGACUGUGGGCUAUUGCUAGCAUUUUCACGGCCGCAUUCCAAUGUCAUGUGCCGCAGACAUGGAAUUAUCUACAUGGGAGUUGCUUCAACCGAGCUUCGUGGUGGAAUUAUCUCGGCGUCACAAAUAUCUUGUCGGAGGGUGGAAUAAUAGGCCAAGCGCUGCUGGUUAUCGUUCGUAUCCAGACCGAUCUCAGCCGGAAAGCUAGUUUGUUCAGUGUGUUCUUGGUCCGAAUCAUCGUAAUCGUCGCGAUUAUUUUCCAACUUGCUUACGCCAAUCAAACUACCUCAGGCGAUUUCACCUUUGAUGCCUGGUCCGUCGCAAUUUCUACUCAAGUGGCUCAAGCCAUGAGCAUCGUCACAGCCUGCUCCCCCCAGUUCAAGCCUUUCUUGGAUAGUCUCCAGUCAACAGGAAUGGGUUUGGGCAUGACGAGCUCCAACAACGGCAGCAAAGACAGGACAUAUGGCAUGAGCACAUUCAAGACAUCCCGUCGCACUGCGGAUACUCGAAGUGAGACUCACGAAUUAGUCUCAGUCCCCCAUGGGACUCAUCAGGCUAUGGUAACAUCGGACGAGGACGCUGAAAGCCAGUCUAGCCGAUCUAAUAUAAUAGUGGAGACGACCUGGACGGUGACUGGAGGGUUGCCGAAUUGA
Messenger RNA from Penicillium egyptiacum, 1047 nucleotides. The record is from the annotation of a GenBank genome assembly. Lineage: Eukaryota; Fungi; Ascomycota; Eurotiomycetes; Eurotiales; Aspergillaceae.